AAAUUCAGGGAGAGGGAGAGAAAUAAACAGAAAAUUCGGUACGGGGAGAAGGGCAGACUGAAGGAGAGUCAGAGAGAGGAGCGAGACCCAAGGCAGGGCGAGCGCGGGUGGGACGGAGGGUCGCCUGCUGUAGGAGAUGUAGUGGCCUGGGCCGGGCUGGGUGGGCAGAGAGAAGCGGGUGCCUCCCCUGGGGGGUGAGGGGGCAUGGGAGGGGUGGGCAUUCUGCUGCUGCUGCUGCUGCUGGCUGGGGCAGGAGCUGGGGGGACCUGGAGACCCCUAAAGGGAAAGUGUCCUCCACGCUGCUCCUGCUCCAAAGACAGUGCCCUGUGUGAGGGCUCCCCGGAUCUGCCCGAGAGCUUCUCCCCGACCCUGCUGUCACUCUCACUCGUCAGGACUGGAGUCACCCAGCUGAAGGCCGGCAGCUUCCUGAGGAUGCCGUCACUGCACCUGCUCCUCUUCACAUCCAACUCCUUCUCUGUGAUCGAGGACGAUGCGUUUGCAGGCCUGUCACACCUGCAGUACCUCUUCAUCGAGGACAAUGAGAUUGGCUCCAUCUCUAAGAACGCUCUCAGAGGACUCCGCUCACUCACACACCUAAGCCUGGCCAAUAACCACCUAGAGACCCUCCCCAGAUUCCUGUUCAGAGGCCUGGAGACCCUGACUCAUGUGGACCUCCGUGGGAACCCGUUCCAGUGUGACUGCCGUGUCCUAUGGCUGCUGCAGUGGAUGCCCACCAUGAAUGCCAGCGUGGGGACUGGGGCCUGUGCGGGCCCUGCCACUCUGGCCCACAUGCUGCUCCGCCACCUCGACCCCAAGAUGUUCAAGUGCAGAGCCAUAGAGCUGUCCCGGUUCCAGACAAUCGGGGAGUCAGCGUUGGGCGUGGAACCCUUCUCCUACCAGGGGGAACCCCACAUCGUCUUGGCACAGCCCUUCGCUGGCCGCUGCCUGAUCCUCUCCUGGGACUACAGCCUGCAGCGCUUCCGGCCGGAGGAAGAGCUGUCCGCGCCCUCGGUGGUGUCCUGCAAGCCGCUGGUGCUGGGCCUGCGCCUCUUUGUGCUGGCCGCCCGCCUGUGGGGUGGCUCACAGCUGUGGGCACGGCCCAGCCCCGACCUGCGCCUGGCCCCGAUGCAAGUCCUCGCUCCGCGGCGGCUGCUGCGGCCCAAUGAUGCUGAACUCCUGUGGUUGGACGGGCAGCCCUGCUUCGUGGUGGCCGAUGCCUCCAAGGCAGGCAGCACCACGCUGCUGUGCCGGGAUGGACCUGGCUUUUACCCACGCCAGAGCCUGCAUGCCUGGCACCGGGACACGGACGCUGAGGCCCUCGAGCUGGAUGGCCGACCCCACCUGCUGCUGGCCUCGGCCUCACAGCGGCCUGUGCUCUUCCACUGGUUUGGUGGCCGCUUCGAGAGGCGUACGGACAUCCCUGAGGCUGAGGAUGUCUAUGCCACACGCCACUUCCAGGCUGGUGGGGAUGUGUUCCUGUGCCUGACACGCUACAUUGGGGACUCCAUGGUCAUGCGCUGGGACGGCUCCAUGUUUCGCCUGCUGCAGCAACUUCCCUCACGGGGUGCCCACGUCUUCCAGCCGCUGCUUAUCGCCAAGGACCAGCUGGCUAUCCUAGGCAGUGACUUCGCCUUCAGCCAGGUCUUCCACCUGGAGCCUGACAAGGGGCUUCUGGAGCCGCUUCAGGAGCUGGGGCCCCCGGCCUUGGUGGCCCCCCGUGCCUUUGCCCACAUCACCAUGGCUGGCAGACGCUUCCUCUUCGCUGCUUGUUUCAAGGGCCCCACACAGAUCUACCAGCAUCACGAGUUAGACCUCAGUGCCUGAGACAGACAGGACCCUGCACAUGGCUGGGGGGCUGACGUAGGGAGUCUUAGGUCUCUGGACACCCCUUUGGCAGGCCUCCUGGCCCCACUUGGGAUGACGGCCAGUCCUGUGAGAUACUGGCCACAGGUCAAGUUCAUCAGCCCCAGGUCCAGGCCCUGGCCCACUUCUUGGAGGGUCUGGGCUCACUGGGGUAAUGGAAGGUCUCAGCCUACUGGACCUUCUGAGCUGGCCUUCCAGUCUGAAGCAAUAUCUUGGCUGGGACAGGUGCCCCUACCAAAGGAGACUUGGAGGCUCAGGCUGGGGCGCUGCAUGGAGCCGGAAUACAGAAGUCAAGGUGGGAGAGAUGUGCAGGGGUCUGCUAGCUGUCCUCUCAACCCCGGGGCGGGGGCGCCUCCCCUCUCCCCGCUCCCCACGGCAGUACCGAGGAGACAGCGCUCCUUGGCGUUCCUUUCCCUCUAAACUCAAUCCCACCAAUCGCUCCCACGGAGGAGUGCCCGCCUCCGUGACGUGCCAGUCGCCGGGCGGUCCCCCUAGCCCGGCUUGCAGACUCCCUGCGCUGCUUCUGCGCAUGCCUGCUGCCGGGGCCGAAGCCCGGCCCCUCCCCGCUCCUGCGCGUGCGUGGGGGGUGGGGGCGGGGAAGCAGGCAGUCGCGAGGCGUCGGGGAGCCCUAGGUACCCCUCCCCGACGGGCGACAGGGGCGAGGGCACCAAGUGUACGAACUCAAUAAAUGCGCUGUGCACCC
This is a messenger RNA of Galeopterus variegatus (Sunda flying lemur), 2566 nucleotides long. RefSeq names its product leucine-rich repeat LGI family, member 4 (gene LGI4). Gene Ontology annotation, biological process: neuron maturation; myelination in peripheral nervous system. The coding region runs from base 205 to 1824 and encodes 539 amino acids. The record is from RefSeq and is a predicted model, not a curated record. The transcript has 9 exons. NCBI's taxonomy places the organism in Eukaryota, Metazoa, Chordata, Mammalia, Dermoptera, Cynocephalidae. Gene Ontology annotation, molecular function: protein binding.